AUGCCCUUUCGCUCAUGCAGAGAAAAGGCACGUCGCCGUGACCCUCGCAGGUACAAUUAUGCCGCCAUUACAUGCCCUAGUUACAAAACUGGGGAGUGCGAGCGAGAACAAGAGCUCCGGCGAGAGCAACCAUCUGGAGGAGAUCUCACCAGAUAUCACGACUGGUCAUUUGGUGAAAUUAGGGUUCUGGCGUAUGCAUUGGCGCAAGGUCCAGCCACCCACCAAGAAGCCAUUGUCGAAAGUUCUGGAGUGCUGCACAGCUUGGAGAUGCUGAACAUUAGGGAUGGAGAGUAUGAAAUUCCAAGAACUUUGCAGGGAGGAAGGAAGUUCGGAUGA
This is a messenger RNA of Ilex paraguariensis (yerba mate), 336 nucleotides long. The record is from the annotation of a GenBank genome assembly. Lineage: Eukaryota; Viridiplantae; Streptophyta; Magnoliopsida; Aquifoliales; Aquifoliaceae.